This is a messenger RNA of Phialemonium atrogriseum, 588 nucleotides long. RefSeq lists its product as uncharacterized. The record is from RefSeq and is a predicted model, not a curated record. NCBI's taxonomy places the organism in Eukaryota, Fungi, Ascomycota, Sordariomycetes, Cephalothecales, Cephalothecaceae. The coding region runs from base 1 to 588 and encodes 195 amino acids. The transcript is spliced from 3 exons.
AUGAAGUGGCAGACAGUGUCCCUCAUCGCCUUCUCCGGCUCCGCAAGCCUUGCCAGCCCAAUUAAGUCGACGGCCAGAAGUGGCGAGCUGGAUAUCUACACGUUGCGCAUCUCGACAAAAUCCAACAAGUCCCUCGACGGCAAGUACCUAGGCGAGAGCAACAGCACCAUCGGCGUCUUCCAUGGCUCGUCAGCGGUGCGCAUCUACGCCGUGCCUGGCCGCAGCGAGGCCGGAUCCAAUCAGCUGGUCGAGCUGCACACGUACCCGAUCGGCAUCGUCGACCACGCCCUCGCCCUCAGCGGCGCCGGCGAGCAGCUCGACCUCGUCAACCUCGUCAACCCGGCCGCCACCACCAGCGCCGGCGGAGACGACACCUACGACUGGACCUCGUUCAGCCUCGACUCCCAGCCCCGCGACGCCGGGAAGCCGGCUAACUGCGUCGAUUACUCCGCUGACAGGGCCGGUAGGUGGGUCGCCAUCCCGGCCGGCAACGAGGACGAGUGGAGCGUCAAGUGGCAGGGUGCGGAUGGUAUCUUCACUGCGGUGAACAUGCCCAUUGACAUUGUGUAUGAGAAGGUUGAGGUGUGA